Aureobasidium pullulans EXF-150 is the source of this 999-nucleotide messenger RNA. Its product is annotated as exoribonuclease family protein. Gene Ontology annotation, biological process: TRAMP-dependent tRNA surveillance pathway; U4 snRNA 3'-end processing; U1 snRNA 3'-end processing. Gene Ontology annotation, cellular component: nuclear exosome (RNase complex); cytoplasmic exosome (RNase complex). Lineage: Eukaryota; Fungi; Ascomycota; Dothideomycetes; Dothideales; Saccotheciaceae. The transcript has a single exon. The record is from RefSeq and is a predicted model, not a curated record. Bases 1 to 999 code for a protein of 332 amino acids.
AUGGCGACAUCAACACUUCCUUCAGCGCUCUCCUUCCCGCCGGCGACCUUUGCCAAACUCUCUCCUGCGCCUUACCUCCUCGCUCACCUUGACCCACAAUCUUCAUCUGCUUCGCCGACACGCCCCAGUGGCCGUUCCACGCAACAAUGUCGUUCACCAUCUGUCAACACUGGCUCCCUCACACACGCCAAUGGUAGCGCCGUGGUACGACUAGGAGACAGCGCCGUCGUCUGUGGUGUACGCGCCGAAGUCUUGCGCACCUCAGAUAUACCCCACCCAUACCGCGGACCGGAAGACAGCAGACGCGAGAUCGAAGAGCUGGGUCUGCUCGUCCCCAACAUCGAGCUCAGCACUGGCUGCUCCCCUGGAUUCCUUCCCGGAAACGCUCCUGGCACACUGGCACAGUCCUUGACACAAAGAUUGCUUUCGCUGUUACAUCUGUCCAAGCUAGUCGACGUAGAGGACUUGAAGGUCAAAUACCAACCACCAGAGACCGAAGACGAUAUCCCAGAUGCGCCUCCCCAACUCCAAACAAAAGCCUACUGGGUCCUCUACAUCGACCUGCUGGUGAUCAGUCUAGAUGGCAAUCCCUUCGACGCAGCAUGGGGUGCUAUCCUGGCCGCCCUGUCAGACACAAAACUGCCCAAGGCAUGGUGGGACCCCGAUCAUGAGAGCGUUCUCUGCUCUGACCAGCUCUCCGACGCCAAAUCGCUUACCCUCGGCAACAUCCCUGCAUCUCUGACUUUCGCCGUCUUCAGCACCGCUGCUCCCCAGAAGAAGCCCGAGGAUGCGAAGAACUGGGUCUUGGCUGAUCCUGACGGCUUCGAGGAAGAGCUAUGCAAUGAGAUGGUCACGGUCGUUGCCACGGAAAAGUCGAUAUUGAGGAUUGAGAAGAGAGGUGGUGGUGUUGUCGAUAGAGAAGGCAUGAGAGAGCUUGUUUCGCGCACUCAGGAGAGACUUGGAGACUGGAAGCAGGCUUUGAUGCAGCAACAGAGAUGA